Lineus longissimus is the source of this 5615-nucleotide messenger RNA. Its product is annotated as Golgi phosphoprotein 3-like. Gene Ontology annotation, molecular function: phosphatidylinositol-4-phosphate binding. Lineage: Eukaryota; Metazoa; Nemertea; Pilidiophora; Heteronemertea; Lineidae. Gene Ontology annotation, biological process: retrograde vesicle-mediated transport, Golgi to endoplasmic reticulum; Golgi organization; Golgi vesicle budding. The coding region runs from base 95 to 961 and encodes 288 amino acids. The transcript has 3 exons. The record is from RefSeq and is a predicted model, not a curated record. Gene Ontology annotation, cellular component: cytosol; trans-Golgi network; Golgi cisterna.
GCCAUCUUGAAUGUUGAUAUCUGGCAGAUUUCUCAAUUUUAUUUGGUCAGACCCACUCGAUUUUCGUUAAAAUAAACACAUAUAAGUUUCACAAAUGGACCGUUCAGAAGGUCUCGUACAACGUAGGAAUGUGGCCCAUCAGCGGACACAAGAAAGAAAUGAAGAAGAACCGUUUGAUGAUGAUGGUGGAGCGUUGAGUUUAGAGGAACCCGGAGUGAAAGAUGACAAGGAAACCAGGCUGACUUUGAUGGAGGAGGUUCUCCUUCUUGGCCUGAAAGAUAGAGAGGGUUACACAUCCUUUUGGAAUGAUUGCAUAUCGUCUGGUCUGCGAGGUUGCAUCCUGAUAGAACUUGGUCUCCGUGGGCGAAUAGAGCUGGAGAAGUCGGGCAUGCGGAGAAAAAGGUUGACUGACCGUAAAUUAUUAUGUAAAAAUGAUGCACCUACAGGUGAUGUUUUAUUGGAUGAGACACUCAAGCAUAUUAAAGAAACUGAACCGGCUGAAAGCACAAAAACUUGGAUACAAUAUUUAAGUGGUGAAACAUGGAAUCCCUUGAAGCUGCGGUUCCAGCUGCGUAACGUCCGGGAACGUCUGGCAAAGAAUCUGGUCGAAAAAGGUGUCCUAACUACAGAGAAACAGAACUUCCUCCUUUUUGAUAUGACGACACAUCCUCUGGUUGAUCCAACCAAGAAGCAAAGGCUGGUGAAAAGAGUUCAAGAUGCAGUGUUGAGUCGAUGGGUAAACGAACCCAACCGUAUGGACAAACGUUUAUUGGCCCUCAUCUUCUUGGCGCACAGUUCGGAUGUUCUGGAAAAUGCAUUUGCGCCAUUGUCAGAUGAUGAUUACGAAACGGCUAUGAGGCAUGUGCGUGAACUUUUGGAUCGUGAUCCAGCUGUCGAGUGUGCCAAGGAGGGAUCAAAUGAUACAUUAUGGGGUGUGAUAGCUGCUUUUAAUGAAUCAUGAAGCAUCCAAUUGUUUCGACAAAUAGACUAGUAUGAAGCUUUGAAGGUUAUUUUCACACAAAUGUUUUCUCCAUGUUCUAGAUUGAGGCUGUUUUUGUUUAUGUCUUCAGUUCUUAUAACUGUUGGUGCCCUCCUUUUCUUGCUUGUGGUGUUGGGGUGCAUUUAUAAUGUGGCCUGAUAAUUGGUGGAGGUGAAUGAUAUUCAACUAUAGACCUCUUUGUAUGUUGGUUGGAAGUGUCCCUGUACUUGCACCGACCAUGAAGUCGGGGCUGUACUUACUCAUAGCAGUUCCAAAUGUGAGCCGAUUUGCUUCAUGAGAUUUUCUUGUUGAGAAGUGUUCUUGGGAGUUGCAGCGGACAUGGUUGAAUAGAAGGUAGGCAACUUUAAACAGAACAUGGAGAAAUGUGUACAGUAACCUUCGUAAGGGCUUCUCGCACACUGUUAUUGCAUAUACAGUGUACUUACAUGUAUAGACAGUUCAACAUUCUUUGCAAUGAGGAACCGGCGUUAAGAUAAAUGCCAGUGGCGGCGCCACAAUCGAUCGUACCUUCUGACGCCAUGACGUCAUUUUCUGGUCUGUUGACCUCGCAUGAGGUCAAUCACGGGAAACCAUUGCGUGCAUUUUUGCACAGGAUUUCAACAACAGAAAACGUGCCCAAUAACUGGCAUCGCGCAUAUUUUCCGCAAAAUUAUCUUAAGAAACUGAUAGCUCAAUAGAUUUAAAACAGGAAGAUGCAAACACCGAAAACGCCGAAAUCGGUCGAAAAUAAGCGAUCGUUUUCGGGCUCAGAAAUAACAUGAUAAUGCAUUGGAAAUGGAGAGUUUUGGUAUGAUCGAUUGCAGCGCCACGCGGCGGAUAAAUCGCGCCGGUUCCUCAUUGGUUGCUCUUUCUUGAAACAGGUUUUUGUGUCCGACGGUGGAAUAACUAUUUUUGUAUUUAACAACAGUAGAAGUGUAGAAGUGUCGGAGUCAUUCAAUGGCAAGACAUCGCUUCAGAUUCCAAGUCUUUUUUAGUUGGAUGGGGUCAAAAGCACGGAAUUGAAAGCACGAUGUUUUGCCUUUUAUUGACUAGUAUAAAACAGCAUUUGGAAAUGUGUGAGUUCUUCAACAUGUGCAUUGCACAACAGGUAGUCGAUCUGUCAUUCCCACUUUCAUUUCAAAAUGUUCUCUUUACUCAGCUUUUGUGUAAUAUUUAUCAGUAAGUUUUAAGUGUUGGCACCCUGACCACAAGGAGAAGUACAUGAGCAAUGCAUCUACGAAUCUUUCCUCCUGAGUCUUUCAUUUCGUAGUGUGUGUAGUGUCUCCCGAUACUGCCGAAUUUCGGAUUUUUGUCGCAUACACGUGUAAAAAUAGUUUACUUGAAUAUUACUGUAAUUAUUAUCAGUCUGUUUCGUUUGAACGAAUGAGCAAUCUUCAUGGAGGAGAAGGGUAAGAUACAGUGAGUUGUUUUUCCAUUUGAUAGAAAAACAUUAAAAAUUUCAGGUAUUACAGGAUUUUCUUCAUGUCGGUGACGGGGAUCUGUAGGAACUGGUAUGCCUAACAAGCAAUGUGGAAAAUGGUACGGAGUUGGGGAUUCAACAAGAGACUAACUGCAUUAUUAUAUUGGUUAUUAGGGUGAGGUUUUAUGCACAGUCAGUAUGGAUGUUGCCUCAAACAAGAUCUACAUUUAUUGUAUGCAUGAUCUUGUAAAUUGAUCUUUAUGUACCCUGCUGGAAAACAGUUAAAAUUGUCUAAAAUAUAUAAGCAAGUCGAAUAUGUUUUGUGGUAAUAUACAUGUAUUUUUAUGUAGAUUUUCCCAGAAGGCUCUGGUUUCAUCCGGUCCGUUUCAUCCAGCCUGUUGUUCUAUUAGUGAGAGCAAGCAGUAGUGCCAUACAUGUACUUGAUUAGCCAUAACAUUCAUAGCCCCUGGAUGUCACCAUGUUCUUUUCUUACAUGGGUUCUUUUUCCAUACAUCAAAUAACAAUGCAAAUCCAGCUUUGGAACUAAGUGUGUUUUCCUUCUGGUUGCAAUCUAUUGUGCAUGUACAUACUUUAUCCACACUAGGCUUAGUGCAUGGACUGAAGCCUUUACUGUAUUGUGUAAACAAUCGAGUGUGGCCAUGGACAUAAAGCACCGGGUACUGUUCUUACAAAUCUUAUAUAGUUCAGGGUUCAGACCUUGUCACGGAAUCCAUUCUUUUGAUGAAUCUGGCACUAAGUCAGAAAUAUUUUUCAAUUCUGCUUGUUCUCAAUUCAAUUAGGAAUACCUGUCAAGAAACCUGAAAAUACAGAAAUAUCUUGCUCCUGCCUGUAAUUAAUUUUUAUGGGUCCUUUAUUUCACAUUGGUCAUUAAAAUUCACAGCUUGCAUAUCUGUCCCCUACAUGUAUUCACCCUUGUUAUCAUUGAGUCACUCUUCUGUUCUUCGACUGCCAUGGUUUAGGGUAUAAAUAACAAUUUCCAACAUGAAAUAUAUAUCAAUUACCAUGGGUGAAAUAACAUUGACCAUAACAAUAGUUGCUUUAAUUUUGAAUUAUAAUUUCAAAUUUAUCAUUACACAGAAGGUGCCUUUGGAGGAUGAGGAUCACUUGUUCAUGUGUCAGCUAGCUGUAGAUAUUUAACUUUUUAUGUGCUGGUACCUACAAAAUCUUAAUCCUUACAUUUGAGGUCAUUUCAAUUUUAUUGAAAAUGGCCUCUUACAUUAUACACAUAUUUUAUUAUGCUAGUCUGAGUGAUUUCUGGACAGAUCUGUUGAGAUAUUGAACGAUUGUUCUGAUGGUCCCUCUCAAAAAGUCUUUGUACUGGAUUGAUGUUUCUUGUAGUCCCUUCACGUUGUCAAGAUCACAAUUAAUUGAUGCCAUUAAAGAAGAUCUUUUGAGUCCUGGGACUACAUUGUCAAAAAUAGUGCAUAUUUAUUGACUUUAAUUUACAUCAAAUCUAGACUUGUAUUAGUAAACUGGAAAAUAUUUAAAGGUUCAUAAUUUUAAUAGGGAAAAUAUUGGCAUUGAAAGAGUCUCAAGACACCAUUUAUUUAUGGCUGUGCAUAUCUGAGGACAUCAGGCAGAGGCAUGAAAUGAUCUAAAAAAUUUCCCAGUUUACAUGGGUGUGUUGGUACAUGUCUUAAGUCUAAUGUCUGCAUGUUUAAGUAUUUCAACUGUGAUAGUUCCAGGCUCUUCGUUAUGUGUGAUUUGUCCUGCCCCUGAUUGCAGUAGUGCAUCCAAUGAAGUUUUGAAGCCGCAUGCAGUGAAGAUAAAUAGAUUACAUUGGGUAUCAUUGUGUAGCAAGUGUAGCAUAUGUCAGUUGUUACAUCCAUCAUAAAAAAGGCCCCACAUAAGCAAAGUUGUGGGACUUGCUGGUUAUGAACUAAACAGAUUUGGAAGCAAUUUGCUUUUCUAAGUCACAGUGAAUAUCUGCCUGUACAUGUGUCCUUGGGUACAUUAUAAUUGUACAGUUAACAAAGUCCAAAUGUUUAAGACUUGGCCUUUUAAGUACAUGUACAUGUAGGUCAAAAAGUGAUUGUGUUUUGCUUUAUUGCUUCGGAUCCAGCAUGAAUUGUUUGUGUGAAAAUAUGCUAAUUCUGUUGUGAUAACAGUUUGAUUUUUAAAUGGUCCUCUGUUUGUUUUCCCUCAAAGUGCUAAGCAAGCAAGCGUUUUUUCCGCUGCAACCUGUGAUGGUAAUCGCUGCUAUGUGUGACAAAAAGACCUCUCAUCUGCAGGGGUAGAACUGGUAGUCUACCAGUUGUUAUCACAGGCACCUGCGAUGGCUGCUGCAAACAAGAAUUUUUGUCACAUGUGAUCAUGGUUGCAGCGAAUUAAAAUCACUCGUUUGCAGGGCGCUUUAUUAUAAGGGACGAUUUGAUACGUUAUGGAUAAUUUUCUGGCUUCUGUAUGUGCUUCGUUUACGUCUUGAUACUUAACCAUAUUUAUUUGUUGAGACAGAUCGUCUAAAGAUAAACAGACUCAGGUGUGUUUCGUUCUAGUCUUACUCUGUAGCAUGUAGACACCUAUGGCUAUGUUGGCCAAAGAAUUCAAGAAGUGAUGCAACUUGCCGGACAUGUCUCAUGGAAAUAACCCUAAAAUUAUCUGCAGUAGAGUACACCCAUCUUGGUCAAUUUCAUUUAAGACCUCUCUGUUAAAAGAACAGCAUUUAUCAGUCCCAAAGGUGUCUCGAGCGAGAUACUAGGGAGUUUUCCCCUGAAACGCUAACGAUAACGCCUAUUCCAUUGUUUGACCUCCUGAUCACGAAGACGAACAAUAGGAUAGGCAUUCACGUGGACGUUUCGGGGGGCUUUGCGAAAACCUUCUGCUACUGUAUAACCUGAAAUAACUAAAGUAAACCUCCGUGUUGAUCAAAGGGUUUACACAUUGGCUGUACAGGAUCAGAAUUAGAUAUUCAUGUGUUCGUAUCAAAGACACUUUACAUGCCGAGGCCAGAUGAUUACUCCAUUGUGUUCUGAUUAUUUUGUUAUUUUAUGAUGGCUCUUAUUGUAUGUUGUAUAUAGAUAUGUAUAUUUCUUCCUUAGAGGAGUGGGUUAACUUGUUGAGCGGGAUAAAGCUGUCUGAUCUGUUCAUGAUGUACAGAGCAUAACAUUCUUGUAAAAAAACAUUGGUAAUAAAAAGUAACACCAUAUAUGAUAUCCUCUUAUGACCAAAUUAUCAAUAAAUUUCUUUUGCAAUAAA